Messenger RNA from Prorocentrum cordatum, 2448 nucleotides. The record is from the annotation of a GenBank genome assembly. Lineage: Eukaryota; Dinophyceae; Prorocentrales; Prorocentraceae.
GGGCGGUCCCCGGCGGCGGGGCGGAGCAGUCGCUGCGUGAAGUCGCGGCUGAGCGGGGUGCGGUCGUUCCAGCCGUCCUGGGCACCGCGCGCCGCCGAUGAGCGGCACGCCUCGUGAGUCGCGGAUGUCUCGAGGAUGCCAUUUCUUCGAGGCUGUCGCGAGCGACAGCAUGAUCCGCAACUGCUGCCAAACCAUCAGCGCAGGACUGCGAACACAUGGCCGCAUGGUUUGCCGCAGGCGUGCCGAAGAGCGGCACGCUUCAUAAAUCACUGGUGCAAACUUCAAACUCAGCUCUGAGACAAACGCCGGCCUUGCAAACUAGGCGCUACCCACAGCAGGGAGCCGAAGCGUCCCCCAAACCGGCAUCCAUGCCCGUCCUGGGCACGGGCGCGGCUUCGCGGCAAAGGCAUUCCAAGGCUUCCGUAGCACUCGAACAAACUAUGUAUUCGAGGAUGUCUCACGCGGCAGCCUCACGCCACGUCUUGUCUGAAGAGGCGACGCAGUCGCAAGCUCCAAAUCAAUGCAUGGUAGGGAAGGAAGCCCGUCCGCGGGACAAGAGACGCCCGCAGACUCUCGAGGGGAGGAGAAUGAGGGUUCAAGCAUCAAGGACCACAGGGCAAUGCGGUCGACGCCGCCGCGCCCCCUGGGAUGAUGAGGAGGGAGAGAGGGAUGAGAAGGAGGAGGAGGAGGAGGAUGAAGAGGAGGAGGAGGAGGACGAAGAUAAAGAAGAGGAACCCUCAACACUACCAGCCGUGCCAGUCCGUGCCCCGACCCGCGACGUGUGCGCACGCCAAGCAGGACCAGCAAAGCAGGCGAAAAACGACCAGCAGCCCUACGCUGUAAGAUCGGCUGUGCUCGUCUCCUGGAGAGCGCGCAGAGUCUCUCUGGGCGCGCGGAGACUCAGCGGCGUGCGCCGCUGCGGAGGCUUACGAGGAGACAAAGCAGGAUGAGGGGGAGGAGGAAGAAGAGGUCUCCAGAAGAGGAAUAGGAAGAGGAUCGAGUGGCCCCACGGGGGCAGCUUCUGUACCCCCAGCCCCCGCGCGGGCCGUCCGCGGGACAAGCAGAGGCCCGGGGCCAGUGCUCCCUUGGGUGAUCUGCUGCUGCACUUGCCUGAAAAGCGCCGGCGCGGCGGCAAAAACGCGGUUCAGAAUCUGGAUCGGCGCCUUCUCAAACACUUGGCUGAGCGAAUUGACAAGGCACGCCUGUGAAAGCCCAUCCGUAUCCGCUCCGGCCGCCUUCGUUGUAGACGGCGGCGGCAAGCUGCUGGAGGCGGGACACAGGAGAGGGAGGAGCCGGGGCAGAAGCUGCGGCGGCUCCCGGCCAGGAGCAAAGGCCAGCCAGGAGCCGCCGUGGCUCUUGGCCGGACUCCUUCCCCAUCCGGACAGGAGCAAAGAGGACGGUGCUGCUUUCGACGACACCAAAAUCGCUGGUCUCCGUGCCAGUCUCUGCUGAAUUCGAGCAGGAAGGAUGGGAGGAAGACCAGGGUCUGGCGAUGAGGAGGAGCAACAGUGGUAGCAAGAUGGGAACGAACAGAAGCCUGCAUGCACCGGGCCAGCACUUUGUAGCUGGCGCUAGGGCGCAUCAAAGCGGCGGCCGCGGCGGGCUCCCGCUCUGCCAGCUCAAACGGGCAAGCUUGUGACUGCCCCGUGCCACCACUGCCCAAGCCGACGAUCCUAGAACGCCUGGUAGCGCCAACGUGUCCUCGUCGACCAAAGCCGAUCAAUGCGACGCGGGCAGUGCAAGGACGGCCGCCAGUGAUACCCGUGGAGCUGAACGGGGUAAAGACACAGUUCGGCGGCAAGCGAGGGGGGAAGUGAGAAGGAGAAGGCGUUCUCAGAAGGCUGCGGGACUUCCCAGAAGCCCUCGCGCCUUCUGAGAAACCAAGCCCGUGCCUCCGGGGCAGGCUCAGACACUCCUCGCAAGGCCGGAGGUCUGCCGAGACUUCUGAGAGGGCCUCCCCCUUCCUCCCCUCGCUCGCCGCCGCACAGUGGGCUGACACGCCCCCGAGGAUCGCCGAGCGGGGGGCGCAUGGCGAGCCAACAGCGCCAGGGCCAGCACGCCGAUCCAGCUCGAGCGGCUGCGUGCGGGCGACCCCGCCGCGCCGACCGCGGCCCGCGGCGCGAGGGCCCGCGGUCCGAGCGCGUGUGGCAUCGGGAGCGCGCGGGGUCCCGGCGGACGCGUGCGGCUGCUCGUGGACGACCUGCGGCUGGCGCUGCCCCCUCCCUCCCCUCCCGGGGCACACGCUAGUGUAUACGGACUCGGGGCCUGCGGAUCGGGCGCGCGGGCGCCGGAUCCACGGACCGUGGAGAGCGCGCCCCUCUGAGCACGAGGCCAGGGCCGUGUGACUCGGUGCCGAGGCGCGUCGGUGCGGCACGGGAGCGGGGCCCGUCGCUGAGCCUCGCGCCUCGAUCCCUGUUCGCGCUUCCUCGAUCCCUGCUCCUGCUCGCU